AGCUCUCUAUGGUUCUAUGGAAAUUUCUACAAUUCCAUCAGGAACAUUUGCACUUCUAAAUAAGGUAGGCAUUUCAGUUCCUCCUUUAUUAAAUAACCAAAAUAAUAGAAAGUAGACCAGUUAUUCAAAAGGGAAUGCAGCUGCUUCCUACUCACUGUGGAAUGUUUCUAAAAGCCAUUACUGAUUUAAAAUAACUCACUAAACCUGUAAUUAUUGCUCAAGCAAGUUGUCAGCCCAUGAAACUAGCAUAAUAUCAGAAGAGCAAUUGUGUGUAAGAGGCAGGAUCUUCUUUUUUAACCAAGAAAAUUACAUGGGCAGUUAAAAUAUGAAGCUGCUUUGUUACGGGUCCAAAUAUUGGUCUGUUUAUAUUCUUUAUAGAUUGGACUUAUAAAUUUAAAUGACUGAUAAGAACUAUAACUGUUGGGUUGCAGUCUGUAAAGGGAAUUCCCAAAAAUGUUGCCACAGAAAUAUCAACUAGUGAUUUUUGAUUGUCAAUUCACCUGAAAGUUAACCUAAAUUCCAUCAUUAUGAGGGGGAAUAGCUGAUUCCAUGAUGAUUUGGAACAAACUCUUCAUAACUUGAGCAUAAACACUUAAUGACCAUCUCAGAAUUUGCAUGUUAUACAGGAAACAGUGUCUUAUAGUGACUGUAAGAGAGAAGUAUGGUUUUAGGUCAUAUAAUCUUAACAUGAUCAACCAUUUAAAGCCCUACUCCAAUAUAGGGACAUUGGGAAUUACCCAUGACCAUAUUUGGUGUACAGGUCUGAGCAGUUCCUGUAACAAGGUAAACCCAAAGUGCUCCCUUGGGUUUACCUUGUUAAAGGAAUAAGAUUUUAUUAAUAAAACAAUUACUUUUUAUUUUGUUUGUGACCACAAACAGCACCACUCAAACUACGUAAUACAUUUUAAAUUCUUUGUUAAGCACACAACAGAGAGCAAGGGAGUCAUUUAGAACAUGUUCUAUGCAACCCACAUUUUUACCCAUUGAAAGUUUUCUUCCCCUAGACCAGGGGUAUCAAACUCGCCGUGUCACAUGAUGUGUCAUAUCGUGACUUUUUUUUCCCUUGCUGGAGCUGGGGUGGUUAUGGCUUCCGCAUGACGCAUCCAGCCCAUGGGCCGGCAGUUAGACACCCCUGCCCUAGACUGUUCUUACCUACAAGCAGCUGAUGCAAGAUAUAUCAGCCUACUGAGAUGCAAUAAAAUUUAAAGAAAUCAAUUUCAAACUAUAGAAGGCAGAUCCCAUAUCUAAAAAAAAAAAAGUUGAAAAUAUUUGCAACAAUUUUCCAAAUAUUUUUAUUAGCCCUACUUGUUUCAAGGCAGAAUUGUUUCUUGCAAAAUAGAUAAUUCACUUCUUAGAGAUCAUCACCUCCUAAAUGAUAUUAAUAUGUCUAUUAAUAAUAGCACAAAAGCUUGUGUUCCUGUCUCUUCAUGUUGAGGCAUAUUAAUGUAUUUCUUCAUCUCAGAUUCUUUCCUGUCACAGAAGCUUUCUUUUCCAUAAAAUCUAAUGCAUAAUGCAUGCCCGGUAAUCUUUCAUUGUCCCAGGAAACUGUAAACAGGAAUUAGAUUUCAGUCAGGCUUGAAUGGAGAAACACAUAGCUUCCUUGCAGGCAUGUUCGCUACCUCUGGCAAGCAGACCUUCCCUUCCUCAGAAUCAGAAGUAGAACAGAGAGGCCUAAAAUACUCCAGAAAUAUCUUGCAAAGAUGAAAUCAAUAGAAAAUGCUGUCAUCAGGGAUCUUCAAACUUAAAGACCCCUGUUCUAGAAUCAGUGCCUAUGACUGGAAAGAUUUUAUAUUCCUUUUUUUUACUGGUUAUAGCAAUAUUUCUGGGAGAAAAUAACUAGUUGCCUCUUUUCCUGAUCUGCUUCUUCCUCUCAACUUGUGUGGAUACCAGAUGCUGUUCCUACCCUUUAUUUGGCCAGCCAAGAUGGCAGAUACAUCUACUUGAGGUGAGCAGCCUUUAUCUGAGGUCUUUCCCUGUAAGGUGGAUUAGCUUCUCCAAUCUCUAGUUGGUCCAGUUACCUUUCCUCUACUGGGUGAUGGCAGGGUGGAGUGGGUAGGCAGCAUCAGGUAGUUGACACAAUUUUCUAUAAUAGAACUUGUUCACCUGUUUCUGAUGUUCCUCAGUUGCUUCCUAGGGAUUAACAGGGCAGUUUGAACUUCUAUGAAUUUAAUACAUGUGGUUUAUAACCGUAGUGGGAAAGGAGAUGGAUAUUACAGCUGGCUGACUGGGGUGUUGAAACCCAGGUUAUGUCAACUUGAAAAUCUCCAUUUAUGUAAGAGUUUGUGGUGUACAUGUGUGUGCUUUAAGGAUUUCUCUCAUGCAAACAAGUUGUGAAAGUUGAUUAUUAGUGUGCAUGAUUCAAAGCUUAGAACACAUCUAUACUGUGUGGAUGCAAUGUUGAUUUAUACAUUUCAAGUCUCAGUAAUGUUUACACUUUCCCAAAGCAUCUAUCAUAAUUUGUUCAUCUUUAAGGUGUUGCAUUUUUUUUUAUUUUCCCAGCAUAAUAAACUAAACAUAAAAGCACAACCCGUUUGAAGGGUAAAGCUUGCCAGCAGGUUAACCUGACAGUGGAAAGCCUUCAUUGACCUAAUCAUUAAGGUCCAGAAAAUUACCCACGGCUGCAACUCGUCCUAUGAAAUUCUCCAUUGGGUAGAGUAAAAAAAAAAAAGCGCUGCAAUUUACUUUCGCUUGAAGUUUUGAGAUAUUACCACCUUUUUAUUAUUAUUACAGGUUCUAGCUUAGGUUUGCUAUCCUUGAAACUCAGCUCAAACGAGGUCUAAUUUCGUACUUCGGCGUUUCCGGGAGGAGAGCAAAACCUCUGGUGGCGGGUCAGGGCCGGGCUUCGUUCCUGUGGAGAGAGCCAGAGAAGGAGAAAAGGAAAGGCGGGAGCCAGAAGCACAUUUUACUCGGGCGCCCACGGACAGCUCGCUCCAGAAGUUAAAAGGCAUUGCUCGAGCAUUCGGCGUAAGAAGAAUCGAGCCUCCCGCGAUCUCCCUCCCCCCCCCCCGAAAUUCUCGCCCGCUUUCACCGACUCUUCUUUUACACCGGCUCCGAGUACCAGGAGCCAAGGGCAGCCUCUCCUAGAGCCUCACGCCCAACGACGCAGGCACGCCCACACAGAGGAACGCCGCCGCUGGCGAGGCUCGCAGACGCGGCUGCCGCCGUUCUUUCUUUCCCAUUCGCGGGAGCGCGCGCCGGCGCGCGCAUACAGAGGCGUAUAUAGACCCAGGGAGCAGCCGAGCCUUCCCCCACCCGGAGAGAAAAGCGUUUCCGAGUCGGCGCGGGCACAGAUACUCCUCACUCGCGAGGAGCCUUGCCCUAACCCGCUGGACGCGGGCAGCGGCUGCGCUGGCGUCGCUGGCAUCCUGCAUGCCAAUGCUUUGAGGUCACUCUCGUAUGCGGGAAGCCUGUUGCCGCAGAGGCAGCUACAGCUGGAGAGCCUCCGGGAGAAGGGACCUGGGGGGGGGUCCCGCGGUGCCUCUUCCUCUCGGGAGCUUGUCCGGGCGCCCAAUGCUGCUGCUGCUCCCGCUCCUGCCCUUCGUUUGGGCCCCCGCACUGGCCCAUGUCUGGGAGGAUGACAGAUGCAAUCAAACAGACUGGAAAAAACCUUUAGAUGGAGAAGUAUCAAAUAAGAAAGGAUACCCAUUGAAUGUGACCAUCAACAAUUGGGGUUAUUCAAAUGCUCUCUUUCUAACCUGGGAAUAUCUCUUGGGAAAUGCCCAGAGCUUCUCACUAGCUCUUUAUGACUUGGACACAAAUACUCUACUACAGAAUGCAUCGUCUGCACGCAAUACCACCAGUUUCAGCUUCCAAGGCUUGCUUCCUGGGACACAAUAUAUUAUUGAAAUCACUGCAUUGUUUGCAUGUGCACAGAAUUCCAGUAGAAGAAUCACUGGGCAGACAGAACCAUUACCUGUGCGGGAUGUUAUCUUGAGUCAUGAAAGUCCCUCAGUAUUAUUGGCCUCCUGGAGUGAAUCCCCAGGUGGGAAAGAUGUCUACCAGUUGGUUCUCUACCACAUAGAUUCACAGGCUCUUAUCAAGAAUGCAACCGUUGCUAGAGGAACCACCACUUUCCGCUUUGAGAAGCUUUUACCAGGCAGUGAAUACGCCCUCCGUAUCACCACAUGGGCUGGAUAUUACAAAGCAAGCACCAAUGCACGAGGAUGGACAGCUCCCAGUGCUCCCAAGGCAUUGACAUUCCAGAACAACAAUUCCAGCUUCAGUUUGACUGCCUCAUGGACUAACUCAGAGGGAGCAGAAUGGCUAUAUUUCACUCUGCAGAACCUGCACAUCCCUGCUGACAGCAGAACAGUGUCACUUAAGAGAGGCCUAACUAAUUACACCUUCCAGCAUUUGGAGCCUGGAACAUUCUAUCAACUGGAGGUUAAAGCCAUGUCUGGGCCUUACCUGGUUAAGGGUCCCAAUAUCACUGCUUAUACAUACCCCCUGAAACCAGACAAUGUAUAUUUGAUCAACUAUGGCAAAGAUAGCACUUUGAAAGCUUCAUGGAACUCAGCAGCUGGUAAAAGAGAAUCUUAUUUGGUGAUUCUGAAAAAAGCAGAGGAUGGCAUUAUGGUCAAAAAUGUAUCCAUGGGAGGAAACAGCACAUAUGUCAUCUUUAGUGACUUGGCCCCUGGAAGCCACUAUACCGCUUGGGUUGCAGCUAUUGCUGGGCCCCAUAAAGCAACAGCAAAAAGCAUCUCUGCCUGGACUUAUCCCAUGGCUCCAUCUAGUGGGAAUUUGUUGAAUCAAGGCAGUGCCUACAUGCUUCAGGCUCACUGGCAAGAGACAGCUGGGACUGGUUAUGUGACAACGUUAUAUACCAUGAAGCCCCUUGUUAUGUUGCAAAACAGUUCAUUGCCUAAGCAGUCCUCCAUCCAACUUUAUGAAGGGUUAAGACCAGGCACCCAAUAUGCCUUGGAGAUCUGCACAGUUGCAGGCCCCCACAUUUCUCUACCACUCCAUCUCAGCAACUGGACAUAUCCUUUGCCUCCAGAGCACCUGAAACUCAGCAAUGAUGGUCAUAGAAUGAGAUCGCUCCAUGCUUCUUGGCAGAAUCCCUUCAAAAGCGGAGGCUUCUACGUAGGAGUUCUUCUGGAAACCAAGUCCCAAUUUGUGAUAAAAAAUUUGACCCUGGCAGAGGCUAAUAUCACCUUUGAAAUGCUCAUUCCAGGACGUCAGUACACUCUGAAGUUGGCCAGAGUGGCUGGACCAUUUCAGUCUCAUGUUCAAAUAGUUAGUGACUGGACAUAUCCUUUGGUGCCAUCGGGAGUGACGCUGGCCAGUAGCAGGCGGUCCAGCAGCCUUUUUGCUUCUUGGGACCAGCCUCUAGGUGACAGAGACCAGCUCUUCUUGCGAUUCUACAGUCUGGAACAUCCUUUGCAGAGGAACAUCACAAUUGGGCCAAGCAUGCUAAAUUUUACAUUUGAAGGUCUUCAACCUGGCAUUCAGUACUUACUGGAGGUUACAGCAAUGGCAGGACCAUAUCAAGCUUCAUCUUGGGUGGUUUCUGCAUGGACAUAUCCUCUAUCUCUGGCAAAUGUGAGUGUAAAAGGAAGCCAUAAUCCCCAGCAAUUGAUUGUGAGCUGGAUUGAAUCAGGAAGAGGACGAGGAUAUUGGGUACAGCUCUAUUCAGAGGAAUCCCUGUCUAUUAUCCAGAAUGUGUCUGUACCACAUGGAACUACACAGGUGACUUUGGAUAAUCUGGUGCCAGGAACCCGGUAUCGUGUUGAAAUUGUCUCCAGAGCUGGACCUCACUACAUUUCUUCCCAAAUAGCCAUUGGCUACACAGUGCCCUUGUUGCCACUAUCUCUGAAAGUGAUCAGUCACAGUUCUUCAGUGUUAUUUGUGCAAUGGAAGGCCCCAGCUGGGCAGAGAGAUGGUUAUAUGGUGUCUGUAUCUAAAGAGGGAUCUACAGAUACCAGUAAUCACAUGUUUGUGGGGAAAACCAGCACCAAUAUUACAAUUGUGGGGCUAGCCCCUGGAACCUGCUAUCUGAUUGCGGUGUGGUCACUGGCUGGACCCUACAGCUCUGCUUCUCGGAACAGCUCAGCUUGCACAGCCCCUGCUGCUCCUAUGAACCUGACUCUGAAAAAUAUGGGCAAUUCAUCUGUACUAUAUACAUCCUGGACUGAGCCUCCAGGAGGACGGGACCACUAUAGGAUGAUCCUGUAUAGCCUGGAUUCUCCAGGCAUGAAGAGAGUUCGUGUCAUUGGCCCAGGGGUCCAGGAUUUCCUUUGGACAGGUUUGCCAGCAGGAGGCCAUUUUGCUGUGCAGGUUAUUUCAGUGAAAGGACAUGCUGAGGCCUCCUCCACCAUUGCUGCUGAGUGGACAUCUCCUCUGCCAGCUUCCUCUGUGCAAGUCUGGAAUGGAGGAUACCCAAACAGGCUGCAUGUGGCUUGGGCACCAGCUUCUGGAAGACUGGAUGGCUACGAACUGAAACUGUACUACACAGGAUCCAGCACUUUAGCAACACAAGCACAUCUAGGAAAGGAUGCCACUAAUUUUACUUACUCAGGUUUGACACCUGGAAUCAAUUAUUUAUCUGAGAUUCUCUCAAAGGCUGGACCUCAUAGGACUUCGGCAGGGAAUUUCAGUGCUUGGACAAGUCCUCUACCUCCUCGCAAGGUGCUUCUGUCAAAUAAAGGGCACACUGACAAGUUGAGUGCUACCUGGGAACCUCCUACAGGAGAUCAAAGUGGCUAUGUACUUACACUCUUUAAUGCUGCAUUGGCCACUGUGGUAGCCAAGGUAUCUGUAGAAAAGGACAUUACUAAUUUCACCUUUGGAAGCCUCAUCCCAGGAAGUAAAUACUUGCUGGAAGUUUCUUCUAUAGCAGGGCCAUAUCGGAUAUCAUCAGGGAACACCAGUGACUGGACAUACCCAUUGAUUCCAAGGAAGCUGUCUGUAAAGGCUGAGAAGGGAAAUCCUGCAUUGUCUGUGUCCUGGGCAAAACCUGUCAGCAAACCUGAGCGCUGCCAGCUGCAGCUGUGGCAUCCAGAAAAUAGCACCUUGUUACAGCAUCAUACCUUGACUCAGUGGCAAGUCCGGCAUAUUUUUCAGGGACUAGUUCCAGGGAGAAAUUAUUCUGUAUCCCUCACCUGUGUUGCUGGACCAUAUAAGAAUAGUUCUGAAAUGAUAGUUAUGCCAAUAGAACCCAGUCAUGUGAAGAACCUGCAAUGUCUAUCGGACACCACUAGUAUGUUUCUAAACUGGACCAUCAUUGAGAAUGACAUUAAAUCUUAUGAGCUGACUGUGUAUACAUUUCCAAAGAGAGUCCUCCAACAACCUAUACUAGCUUUGGUUGUUUCCCAAACUAAUGUUACUCUGGUAGAGCUGACUACAAAUACCUCCUAUCAAAUCCAAGUUAAUGCUGUUGGCAGGAAUGACAUAAAGGGCCCAUCUGUGACAAUAGUGUGCAACACAUCUGUGGAAGUUCUUCCACCUCCUGUGAGAAUGGACCUUCCCCAGUUUGAUGCCAGUUCCAGAAUCAUCAUUUCUCCUGAUACGUUCAGUGAAGAAAAUGGCCUCAUAGAGUAUUAUGGAAUUGUUGUCACCACCAAUGAGUCUUUACUGAGGCCUACUCAAGAAAUCAUUUCCCACACAUGGUAUGACCACUAUUAUGGGCAGGAAGACUCAUAUUUGGCUGUGCUGCUGCCAAACCCAUUUCAUCUUAAUGAGAGCAGCAGCCUCAAGGCUUGGCCAGUGCCUGUGGGUGCAGAAGAUUGCAGCAACUCCCGAGCAACUUGUAAUGGAAUGCUGAAAACAAAUACACAGUACAGGUUCAGCAUUGCUGCAUUCACUAGAUAUAGCCAACAGACUCCAAAAGUGUCCUUCACAGCAUUCUCAGCAGCUGCUUCAGCAGAUUCUGCAACUUUGUCUGCCCCAGUUGUGGCUGGAAUCAUUAUGGGAUUCCUUGUGACAGUCACAGCCAUUUCUGUAUGGGUUUAUUGGAAACAUUUACGAACAAGAAGAAUAGAAAAGGGUAAUAUACCUCAAGAAAUGACCAUCUACAGUCUCAGGAAUACCCAUCGGCCAAUCCCUCUGCAAAGUUUUAGACAAUAUUAUGAGACAAGGACAGCAAACUCAAAUAAUGGGUUCUUUCAGGAUUUUGAGGAGCUGAAAGAAGUUGGAAAGGAACAGCCAAAGACAGAAGCUGAAGUUCCAGCCAAUGCCAUCAAGAAUCGAUAUCCUCAUGUUCUACCAUAUGACUAUUCUCGAGUGAAGCUGAGCCUUCUGGAUGGACAACCCCAUUCUGAUUAUAUCAAUGCCAACUUUGUGCCAGGUUAUAACUCCCCACAGGAGUUCAUUGCUACCCAGGGACCUUUGAAAAAAACUCUGGAUGAUUUUUGGAGACUGGUAUGGGAGCAGAACAUCUGUACUAUUGUGAUGUUGACAGUGGGCAUGGAGAAUGGACGGGUAUUAUGUGAAUACUACUGGCCAACAGACAUCUCUCCUGUCUCUUCUGGAGAAAUUAGCAUUCAUCUGCUUGCUCAGAAUUUUGCUGAUGAGUGGACAACACGGGAAUUUAAAUUGCAGCAUAAAGGACUAAAUAUGGAAAGAAGACUGAGUCACUUACACUACACAGCAUGGCCUAAUCAUGGUGUUCCUGAGUCUACCAUUUCCAUGAUUGCUUUCAUAGAGCUGGUACGAGCACACAUGCAGAGUGUAAAUGAAUGUGGACCUAUCCUGGUACAUGGUAGUGCAGGAGUGGGCCGCACAGGGACCUUCAUUGCCCUUGAUCGGCUCCUACAGCAGUUAAAGCAUGAGAAGCUGGUUGAUAUCUUCAAUACCAUUUACAGUCUUCGAAUGAAUCGGCAUUGUAUGAUAGAGACGCUGGGGCAAUACAUUUUCCUGCAUAGCUGUAUCCUAGAGAAGAUCUCUGAAGAUCCACUCAUUGGCCUGUCAGAGAUCUCUCAUCCAGUCUCUCUCAAAAGUUUUGCUCAGCACCAUGCAAAAAACUGUUCUCAGUCCAAUGCUGGCUUCCUAAAGGAAUAUGAGCAGAUGCUCUUGGAAGUUGCAAAAGAGGAAAUAAAUUCUGCCAUACCACCCUCUGUCAAUCAGCAAAUCAACCUCGGCUCUAGCAAGAUUCCAUAUGAUCGCUCUAAAGUGAAGUUUUUACCACUGGAUCGAGAUCCAUUCUCAGAUCUUGCACAUGUCUGGUUUAUCCCUGGCUGCAAUUCAGCCAAGGACUAUAUUGCUAUAGAUGGACCUGACAAGCUAGCGCUGGAGGAAUUCUGGGGACUAGUCUGGGAACGUGGUGUCCACACUAUCAUCACUUUACUACCUAGGCAGAUGAAUAGUCCGGCUCCAGAUAAGUCAUGCUGGCCAUCAGAGGGUGAACCUGUCUGCACAGAGAUGCUCACCAUACAACAAGGGCCUGAAAAGAUUAUUUCAGGAUGGCCUUGUGUUCAGCUCAGACUAAAAUAUGAGAAAAAAGCAAAGGAAAGACUGCUGCAACAGUUUCGAUUUCCUUUAGGGGAAGGAGAAGAUUUGCCAGAUCCUGAGGUUCUGGUGGGUUUUCUCACUGUUGUCAGACAGCUAGUGCCGUACAGGAAGAGGACCAGCCCUUUAGUUCUGCAUUGCAGUUCGGGAGGCGUAGGCCAGAUGGGGAUACUCAUUGCCUUAGAUACUCUGCUGCAGCAGCUGAAAGGAGAGAAAAAUGUGGAUGUGUAUGGUGUUGUUUUGAGGCUGGUGAGGAGCUGUUGUCUCAUGACUCCAUCAUUGGAUAAAUAUAUUUAUCUAUAUGAAUGCAUUCGUGAGGUCAUCACCCAGAAACAAGUUUAGGCUCUGGUCUGUGCUUCUGGUUAGAUGAUGGAUAGAACUUCAUUGUGCAGCAGAAUUGUGAACAUAGACUGAACUGGUGCUUUUCUGUGCUGAGAUGAGCAGCUACCCCAGAGCUCUGACCUUGAUCUGUGCAGAAGGUGAAAUAAUGAGUCUGUAAAAAUGCUGGCUGUGAUGUUCCACUCUUCCAGUUGCAGGAAGAUCAUUUCUGCUGACAGCAGACUUCUGUUCCUCAAGGCAGGGUUGUGCAUGCCAUAACAACUCAUUCUUCAUUCUGGAUACACUGUUUGCUGAGGGGAAAAAUAGAAAAACCACCUCCUGAGCCUUCCCCAGUUUUGUUCAGUCCUUAAAAUACAAUAAACCAUGUUGAAUAUGGAUAGAGUUGGUAGGUUCAAGAUGUUUCAUGAUGUCAUUGUAUAAAUUUACAAUAAGUACAUUUCAGAUAAUAUGGCUUUGUGACAAAAACAAAUAUAGCUGGAGAAGUUGCAAGAAGGGACGGUGGAAUAAAGAUCCAAUGAGCCUCCUCCUCCCUCUCUGUUACAUUUCUGAUGUUGUGUUUUGGGCCUUUAUAGCAACGAGAGCUUAAGUGCCGCACUUACGUCCAUGAUACGAAAUGGCAUGGCAAAGAUACCAGCAUUUCCCCCCCUUAUUUUGACAUCUUCCAAUACAAAUAGGCUGAGUAAAAUAGUUUACUGUUAUCUAACUGACAUGUUAACAUUGGGAUAAUUCCAAAUUACUGGUGUAUCUUUCCACAUUCACAACCAAAUUAUGCAGAAAGAUAAUUUUCCAUAUAUAAAAUUAUUCAUAUUUUUAAAAACCAGCCUAAACCUGGCUUUCUUACAAAGAGAAAGAGAGAAAUAUAUUCUAAAGAGAUGUGUUAUUAGAUCAAGUCUGGGAAUCUAAAAUUAUAGGUAAAUGAAAGAAUGAAUUAAAAGUUUACCAGAUGAAUUUUGGCAAAGAAGUUGUCAAAAAGGAUAUCCUUAUAUGAAUAACUUACUGAAUUUGGUAUGAAAGAGAUUUGCCUCAGCAUUUGCAUAAGUUUUUAUUUAAUGUAGAAUAGGUUGAGAGAUUAAAAUUAUAGAAUGGUCUGGAAAAGAUGAUGCCAACUACAACCACCAUCUUGCCUUAUUUUUAAUAUUCCCAAAACGUGCCUAACUAUAGUUGCAGAUAAGGCAAGUUUUCCUAAGUCCCUUAAUCCAUAUUCAUGUACAGAAGCAACUAGAAAAUAUAGUCUCUAAAAAACUACUGCAAGGUCCAUAUUACAAAUUUAUAGCUUCUUCUGUUUCUCUUGAGUUCCAUUCUUCACUUUGACUCUGGAUUCCUGAAUCUCACUUGGUUACAAUCUCAAAGUGUGUAGCAAAGACAAGAUUAAAACAACUUCAAUAAUAAGUUUUGGAGACACACCUGAAAGUUGGGCUUUUCCUCUUGGAUUGAUCUAUGAUCUUAUGCUGUACUAAACUGGAUUUAAUUAUUCAAAUUAAAAUUCACAGAAUUCCAUAACAGUUUUUUUCUUAUUCUAAAGCAUUGUUCAAGAAAUUUAUUUUGAGUUUCAUCAAAUCCAGUUUUGCUUUUCUUUGACUUACCCUUAAUUCCAUUUCUUAAAGUUGUAACUUUAAUUUUAAAAUGGGAUUGAACUAUCCAUUGGGAGAAGUGCAUUUUUACAGAUAGGUACGAGUUACCCCAAUUUCCUGGGGAAAGUGGUUUUAUAUUAAUAAAUUAUUCUAUGAAAAAUGAAA
Crotalus tigris (Tiger rattlesnake) is the source of this 11519-nucleotide messenger RNA. RefSeq names its product receptor-type tyrosine-protein phosphatase V-like. Bases 3397 to 9786 code for a protein of 2129 amino acids. Lineage: Eukaryota; Metazoa; Chordata; Lepidosauria; Squamata; Viperidae. Gene Ontology annotation, biological process: protein dephosphorylation; angiogenesis. The record is from RefSeq and is a predicted model, not a curated record. Gene Ontology annotation, molecular function: protein tyrosine phosphatase activity; cadherin binding. The transcript has 37 exons.